This is a messenger RNA of Trichomonas vaginalis G3, 1743 nucleotides long. RefSeq names its product ankyrin repeat and SOCS box-containing protein 4 family. The coding region runs from base 1 to 1743 and encodes 580 amino acids. Gene Ontology annotation, molecular function: protein binding. The record is from RefSeq and is a predicted model, not a curated record. NCBI's taxonomy places the organism in Eukaryota, Parabasalia, Trichomonadida, Trichomonadidae. The transcript has a single exon.
AUGUCUGAUCAAGAUAUUCACCAAAAUAGAUACAUCGAAUUGCGAAGUAUCUAUAAAAACUACAUAGAUUCAUAUAAUGCGUUGUAUCAGCUAAAAACAGAAAAUGAAGGAGAAUUAAACUCAAUUUACAAAAUUAUCAAAACAGAACUGAUUUAUUCAAAGAAAUUUCUUCCACAAGAUAUAAUCAAUGAUAUCUUCAAUAUCAUUCCGUAUAAUAAUCGUUAUACAAAUUCAUAUUUUUCUCUUGCCAAACUCAUAUCUGAUGAAUAUCGUGUCAAAGAGGUCAAAGAGGUUCCAAAUUUCCUGUAUUAUAAAGAACAUGGAAUUAAAUUAGACAAAUCUGAAGAUUUCGAAAAAAUUAAAUCAGAAAAUCUUGAUAUUCAUGCAGAAAAUACAAUUUACAGAGCAAUUAUGUAUAAUGACAAAGAAAGAUUCAUCAUAUUCACGGAAAGAGAAGAAUUUGAUAAAGAUCAAAAACUUGAUAGUAAAUUAUAUCCAGGAUCUGGAUUUUCAUUACUUGAAUUAUGUUGUUAUCAUGGAGCAGUUGAUUGUUUCAAGUUAUUAAGAACUAAAUUUAACUCGAAAAUAACUGAAACAUGUUUACAACUCUCAUUUUUAGGAGGAAAUCCCGAGAUCAUGAGUGAAUGUUUGAAAUAUCAAAAACCAGGUAAAGAAUGCAUGCGUUAUGCAAUUAUUUCACACAACAUUGAUUUUGUUACAUUUUUGAUGAAUGAGUACAAUAUAGAGAUCGAUUUAGAAUAUUGUCAAGAGUAUAAAAAUCUUGAAUCAUUUUUAGUUUAUUACGAUCAAACUAAUGAUAUCAACACUAGUUUUGUUGAAUCAAUAGUUUUCAAUAUUCCAUCUCUUUGCGAAUAUUUCCUAUCAAAUGGUGCAAACAUUGAUGCAAAAGAUGGAUGUAGAAACACAGCUCUUCAUAUCGCAGUGUAUUUUAAUUAUAAAGAAAUAACAGAACUUCUUCUUUCUCAUGGCGCAAAUAUUAAUGAACAAGAUAUGUGGGGACAUAUCCCUCUUAUUCAUGCAAUACAUUACAAUAAUAAAGAAUUAGCCGAACUUCUUAUUUUACAUGUUGAAAAGAUUAGUGAAAAAGAUAAAGGUAGGACCUUCGCUCUUCAUUAUGCAGUAUUACACAAUAAUAAAGAAAUGGCCGAAUUUCUUAUUUUACAUGGUGCAAAUAUUAAUGUUGAAAUAAAUUUUGGUAGAUUCGCUCUUCUCAUUGCAGCAGAUAAUAAUUAUAAAGAGAUGGCUGAAUUUCUUAUUUCGCAUGGUGCAAAUAUUAAUAAAAAAAAUAUAUUAGGAACUACAGCUCUUGAAUGUGCAACAUUUUAUAAUAAAAUAGAAACUGCCGAGCUUCUUAUUUCACAUGGUGCAGGAAUUAAUGAAAAAAAUAAGAAUGGAAAAACCGCUCUUCAAUAUGCAGUAGAAAAUAAUCGUAAAGAGAUAACUGAAUUUCUUAUUUUAUAUGGUGCAAAUAUUAAUGAAAAAGAUAAAAAUGGAAAAACCGCUCUUCAUUAUGCAGCAGAAAAUAAUCGUAAAGAUAUAACUGAAUUUCUUAUUUUACAUGGUGCAAAUAUUAAUGAAAAAGAUAAAAAUGGAAAAACCGCUCUUCAUUAUGCCAUGCAUAAUAAUUAUAUGAAAAUAGCAGGACUUCUUCUUUCACAUGGUGCAAAUUUAAGCGAAAAAGAUAAAAAUCGGAAAAAACAUUCUUCAUUAUGCAGCAUAUAA